AUUCAGGCGCGACAGAAAGAGAGAAAGACGAAUUAGGCGAUUUUUCAUUGGCAAUUCCGGCGAAUCCGACGAUUUCCCCUCGUAUUUCGAUGGAGACUUCAAGUUCUAGCGCACAAUUAUUAUAUGGACCCGAAGACCCGUCCGUGCUAAAUAUGCAGAAACAUCAUAUUUCAAAUAAACUCAUGAAAGAGGGCACAACACAAGUAUUUAAAGUUCGAAGGAUAGAAAGUAAGACUUGGGACAUCGAAAUUCAUGAGAAUGUUAGAUAUUGGCUUGACGCCUUUGGUUUCAAAGGCGUGAUGGAUUGUGGGAUGCCCAUGAAGGUCGACAAUGAGCUGAUCACGACUUUCAUUGAGCGUUGGAGGCCGGAGAUGCACACUUUCCAUCUACCGAUCGGUGAGGUGACGAUCACCUUGGAAGAUGUGCAAGCCAUUUGGGGCUUGAGGGCGGAGGGUCGCGUUUUCACAGGGCGUGACUAUCAUGUCAACUUUCCAGAUUGGACCAGCAAGUGCCGCGAUCUGUUGGGAUGGAUACCAGAUACUUCCACAGAGAUAAAGCAAGGCGGUUUGCUGAUGACCACGCUGAUCAACCAGACAAGGAUGCCUCUGGGUGAUGACCUACCUACGUACGUAUACAUCCAAAGGGCACGUAUCCAUGCCCUAAUUUUAUUAGGAGGUCUCAUUCUACCAGACACGGGGUGUAAGGUUCCAUUUAUGUGGUUGAAUGCGCUUGGGGAUCGGGAAGAGGUGAAGACUAUUAGUUGGGGAAGUGCGGCAUUGGCCUACCUUUAUCAUUAUCUGUGCGAGGCUUCCAUGGAUAAGAGGAAAGAGUUGGGCGGGCCUAUGAUCCUUCUGCAGCUAUGGGCAUGAGAAAGAAUGCCCACAUUGAGGCCUUCGUUCAUAGGAUCAGUUGUGCACGAGCCAUAUACACCAUGUGGCGCCAGGUGGAAGGGAACAACGCAGAUAGGAAAUGCUCCUAGAGACUCGGUUGAGCAUUACCGUGACCAAAUAUCUCUGAUUAGACCUGGCCAGAUGAAUAUUAUUUUGGUUUAGACUUCAUUUAUGAACUUAUUAUGGAAUUAAUUUGGCAUUUGCAUUGCUGUUUUGUAGUUUAUCUGGACGCCAUACGCACAUUGCAUACUGCCUGACUACUGCAAUGAUGUGAAUGGAUGCUCUUUGUGCGAAACCUACUUGGUAUGUUGGGCCUAUGUCGAGGCACAUGAGCCUGGAUGAGUGCGGCGACAGUUCAAUCGGUAUCAGGAUAUACCUCAGUAUGUAGACAGGAUGCCAAGGAGCGCCGAUCAUUUGGGCAAAAAUGAUCGGCGUGGUAAGAAGGGCAACAACUGGGCAAACACGAAUUAGUUCUACAUUGGGGAGUGGGACCUGAGGUACGAAAGGUUCCAGGCUGCCGAAGACGCCGCACCGAUGUCCAUGAAUAUUCCUAUGUGCCCGGGGUAUAUGGCGUGGUAUAACAGGAUUACCGUGACGUACCUGACCCAGCCUGGGGCACGGUCCACUGCUGGGAUGAACGAGUCGGCUGCUUCGAUGAGACUAUUUGUAAGUUUGUUAUAUUAAACUAUAUGCUUUCAUGUGAUAUAGAUUGUUUCGCGUGGGUACCUCACACGCCCUAAUCGGAGUUCGGAUGAGAGGGAUAUGAGCGAUCUACGAACACCGCGCGCGACUACCGGUAGAUUCACCCGGCCGGGUGGAAUUAUUACAUAGGAAAUUCCACCCGACCGGGUGACUCAUUUAUACCGUGGGGAGUCCAGCGGAUUCAACCUGAUCGGUGAAUUUCCUUUGUAAUAAUUCCACCCGGCCGGGUGGCUAAUUUAUACUGUAAGGAGUCCAGCGGCUUCUACCCGGCCGGGUGAAUUUCCUAUGCAAUAAUUCCACCCGGCCGGGUGGGUCAUUUAUACCUUGGGGAGUCCAACGGAUUCUACCCGGCCGGGU
Messenger RNA from Salvia splendens (bonfire salvia), 1949 nucleotides. RefSeq names its product serine/threonine-protein phosphatase 7 long form homolog. Gene Ontology annotation, biological process: meristem development; meristem maintenance. NCBI's taxonomy places the organism in Eukaryota, Viridiplantae, Streptophyta, Magnoliopsida, Lamiales, Lamiaceae. The record is from RefSeq and is a predicted model, not a curated record. The transcript is spliced from 3 exons. The coding region runs from base 90 to 869 and encodes 259 amino acids.